Messenger RNA from Cynara cardunculus var. scolymus (artichoke), 771 nucleotides. Its product is annotated as bZIP transcription factor 27-like. Bases 1 to 771 code for a protein of 256 amino acids. Gene Ontology annotation, molecular function: DNA-binding transcription factor activity. Gene Ontology annotation, cellular component: nucleus. The record is from RefSeq and is a predicted model, not a curated record. Gene Ontology annotation, biological process: positive regulation of DNA-templated transcription. The transcript has 3 exons. NCBI's taxonomy places the organism in Eukaryota, Viridiplantae, Streptophyta, Magnoliopsida, Asterales, Asteraceae.
AUGUUAUCUGAUGGUGAUGAUUUCAGCAGAGACCAACACCAUCUAACUGGUGGGGGUUCAACAAGAUCCACCGCUUCUUCCUCCUCUACCAUCUCUUCCAACCAUUCACCACCUUCUUCAACCGUGAACCAGAUCAGAAGCUCUUCAAACACCACCAGAACAAUGGAAGAAGUUUGGAAGGAUAUCAAUCUCUCCUCCACCAACCACCCUGUCGCCACCAYCAAGGGCUACCGUGGAUUCAUCUUUCAAGAUUUCCUUGCCAAGCCCUUCUCGAGUAACGACACACCCACGCGUAUUUCUUCGCCUGCUUAUGGAUCCCCGUCUCCUCCGCCGCCGCCGCCGCCACCACCUCCACCGGUGGCUCAGCCGCCCAUGCUGUUGAACCUGAACUCAGGUCCGGAUCAGAUGAAUUUUCUGGCCAAAGAUCCGACCCGGAACGUCUGCCCUCUUGAUGUCCCGUUUGACCAGGUCCUGGCAUCGGCGAACUCGUCUUCAGGCUUGCUGUCCAACAGCAUUGGUGGGAUGUGGAUGUUACCGGCUACCGAAAGGACCGGUGGCGACCGCCGGCACAAACGCAUGAUCAAGAACCGAGAAUCGGCCGCUCGUUCACGAGCCAGAAAGCAGGCUUACACCAAUGAGUUGGAAAAUGAAGUGGAACGCUUGAAAGAAGAGAACGUGAGGCUGAAAAGACAACAACAACAGUUGAUGGCAACAGCAGCUCAAGUGACCAAAAAGGGGGGACUCCAGAGAACAUCAACAGCUCCAUUUUAA